Coregonus clupeaformis (lake whitefish) is the source of this 2041-nucleotide messenger RNA. RefSeq lists its product as uncharacterized. Lineage: Eukaryota; Metazoa; Chordata; Actinopteri; Salmoniformes; Salmonidae. The transcript is spliced from 8 exons. The record is from RefSeq and is a predicted model, not a curated record. Bases 1126 to 1767 code for a protein of 213 amino acids.
UCAACUCAUCCUUAGGUGGCUGACUGCACCAUCCAGCUAAUCUAUGGCUGUAUCUCAUCAUGGUUAAGUGCCGACCAACGCACCUCCUUAUGUUUCUAAAAUAAUCUGGACCCGUAUUGUUGGAGUGAUUGACUAGAGGCCCUGUGUGAAUUAUUCAGAGUAGGCUGUUCACCUAGGAGGCUGUGGUUGGCUUUCUGCUCCCCUCGGUCUCUACUGUAUACAGCCUUCCCGCAGGCAGGUGUCACCUGAAACGGCUACCGUUUGCAGUGUGUUUUUGGGGGGUUUAUUUACAUGAAACAUAUUCGUGAUUGUGAUACGCUGUCAUUUAGAGUAGUACUGCAGUUUUUGGGUGUAACCAUUGCUGAUAAUUCUGCAUUGUGUGGUAAGUACAGAUUGCUUUACACCAUGAAUGUGUCUUUCUUUAUUCAAAAUACGACCAACUGUAAUGUUAUAUGGAUUUAGAUAGAAUGCAUUGCUGAGAAUGCCAGUUUGAUCAUGUAACUCAGAUUUGAAUAAGCACAUAUUUUACCAGGCACAUGCUACAUAAAAUAUUAUGUAAAUCAACAAUGACAUAUUUAGGUCAACAUCUCAUUUUGGAGACUAGUGGGAAAAGGUUGUGAGGCCAAAUCAUUGGCAGAAAAUGUCUCUGCCUACUUUUAAUCACCUUGCUUUUGCCUUGCUGUAGCACUUCAGGCUGCGUAAAAAUCUUCAGUGAUUAGGUUGCUUUAGUUAAAAACAUAUUUGUGUUCUGCUGGAUGUGAGUUGAAUGGCUUGUAUCACAUUUCCUGGACCCUGUGUAGGGCCAGAGAGGUGCCAGGUUCAAGACUACCCUGUCUUACUGUAGUAAAUGAACCCCAGUGGAAGUUAGUGCAGGUCUGUUUGCAUAACCACUGCUAUCAUACUAUAUCAUCACCUGACGAUUUCUUUCCAUCUCCAUCCUUUAUCUACCAUGUAACUUCCCUUCCUCCUAUUUCUUACCCUGGUCCCAGAUCUGUUUGUGCUGCCGUGCAAACUACUAUGGUCAUUGUUGAGUACUUUGACAUCAUAUUUGCAAACUUCGUUUUGUGUAGGCUACAGGACCACCAAGGACUUAACCCUCUGCAUGAGUAACGCUACCUCAGAGAAAUGGAGACAAGGCGACUGAGAAGAGACAUAGAAGCCCUUCUGGGAGAUUAUAUUGGUCAGAAACUGAGAGAGAAUGGCUUCGACCCCAAGGGGAAAGGAUCCACUAGCAUGCUGGAUGACCUGGCCCAUUAUGACUUGGCCAUAAGUGUUGCCCUUUGGUGGCUGGAGAAAGAGGAGCGACAUGAUGUGAUGGACAGAGACAUCGUUGGAGUGGGCAGCCCAGGGUAUAAUGACCAGUACCCCAACCACCUGGAGAGAGAAGCCAUGAUCCUCUCUUCCUUCGCUGGGAUGAUCCUGAAUAGCUUGCCUGUAAAAGACAUUCUAGCCCUCUACACCACCAAACCGUCUGCCGCUUACCCUCACCAGCACUACAAGAGCGCCAUUGUUCAUCCCUUCACCUUGUCCUACCACCCGUUUGCCAUGCUGGGCUCAUUCAAGGCCGUGGACCACUCCAGAAAGCACACCCAGAAAUUGAAGCGGUGGCUGUCUGUGCAGGGUAAAGGAGGUGCUGCCCCUGCUGGACGGAGGGCCUUGGUGCAGUCCUCCUCAUCCACAUCUAACUCCUUCCUCAGUGACAGUGGUGAGUCCUUGAAGGAACAAACAGAGCAUUAUGAAGGAUCACUAGAAUCUCUGCAGGAUUAAGGAAAGUCCUCUCAUCCUCUACCUUACUUCACCGUUAUUACAGGGUUAUUACAGGGUUAUUCCUGGGUUAAAAAUGUUAUUACACUGUGGGUGAAAAUUCUGAUGUCCCUCUUAUAAGCUGGUACUACUGGGCCUUCACAUUCAAGGAACCCUGGCCAAUAGUAGUAUCAAUCCUCCAGUGUGUAAUCAUAUCACUAGGGGUUUCCUCUAUAUUUGGUUGUAGGUCAGGCCAUGUCCAUCUAUAAGCAAUACAAAUGUUUGACUACAUCAUAGA